AUGUUUCUCACACGCUCAUCUCGAAGUGUCUUUUCUGCAAGGCCGCGUGUCUUGCCGCGUUGGACUCCAAGGCGUUCAAUUUGGGGUUCAAGAGAAGCUAGGACACAGCCGACUUCCACGACGUCAGUUGUGGACUCCGAUGUCGUCGUCUUUACCAAGGAGGAAUAUAAUUCCAUGAUGGAUGAUAUAAGGAUGAUAGACAGGCACAUCGAUAGGCUAGAGAGACGAGCACUCAACAAUUUUACCAAUCUCGCCGAAGAAAAGCGAGACGAGCUUGCUCUCAAAUGCGGCUUCCGUGGUUGGGAUCAUCUGUCAGUAGCAAUGGAGACAUAUCCCCAAGUCGACUGGGAGGCCGUCGCGCAGCGUAAGCUGGCUGAACGGGGCGUCGACGUCCCGCUAGAAGAGUUGCGCAUGCUACUGAAGGACGACGUCACCGACGUGAUGUACCAGCAGAAUAGGUUGCCUGCUCUCUAUCAAUUCUUGUCUCUGUAG
Molecule: messenger RNA, 492 nt
Organism: Sparassis crispa
Lineage: Eukaryota; Fungi; Basidiomycota; Agaricomycetes; Polyporales; Sparassidaceae
Exons: 2
Coding region: 1-492 (163 amino acids)
Source: RefSeq, a predicted model, not a curated record